Messenger RNA from Bombyx mori (domestic silkworm), 3260 nucleotides. It is a transcript of the gene Pbanr, whose product is annotated as pheromone biosynthesis activating neuropeptide receptor. The transcript has 6 exons. Bases 299 to 1726 code for a protein of 475 amino acids. Gene Ontology annotation, molecular function: neuromedin U receptor activity. Lineage: Eukaryota; Metazoa; Arthropoda; Insecta; Lepidoptera; Bombycidae. Gene Ontology annotation, biological process: neuropeptide signaling pathway. The record is from RefSeq and is a predicted model, not a curated record. Gene Ontology annotation, cellular component: plasma membrane.
GCGUUUUCAGUAUUCCACCGACCGUGUCUAUGCGAAGUCGUUUACGUCUCAUAACCACGGAAACGCGCACCGGAUUUCGCGCGUUAUCUUUAGAACUAUUUACGAGUAAUUGCUUAUUAUCCAAAAGUGCAAAAUAUAUAAUAAAUUUAUAUGUGUGUGAAUGAAAAUUAUUUCUCGACUAGGUCACUUUAAAAAGGUCACGUUCAUUAAUCGUGAAAUGAAAAUUUAAUUAAGAAAUCGUGUGUAUUAAUUAAUGUAUCAAGAAAGUAUCAAUAACGCGUUUGUUUAAAUAUUCGAAAUGAUGGCAGAUGAAACCGUCAACAUGGAAAUGCUCGAGAACAAUUUGCUGAAUGUCACGAACGUGACAGACCAAUCUUCUGCGUACAGUGAAUCCUACCCAUUACAUCUGCUAGUACCAUUAAGUGUUACGUACGCUGUCAUAUUCAUAGUCGGGAUCUUAGGGAAUACAAGCACAUGCGUGGUCAUAGCGCGUAACCGCUCCAUGCACACCGCCACUAACUUCUACCUCUUCAGUCUUGCUAUCUCCGAUAUAAUACUCCUUGUGUGCGGUCUGCCCUUAGAAUUGUAUCGCUUGUGGAAUCCGUUUACGUACCCCCUCGGUGAGGCGCAAUGUAUCACGAUAGGUCUGGCGUCUGAAACGUCUGCGAACGCAACCGUAUUGACUAUUACGGCAUUCACUAUGGAGCGAUACAUUGCUAUAUGUAGACCGUUCAUGUCGCAUACCAUGUCGAAGCUUUCACGGGCUGUGCGAUUUAUUAUUGCUAUAUGGGUGUUCGCGCUGUGUACGGCGGUACCUCAAGCGAUGCAAUUCGGUAUAGUGUCUUACGUUGAAAACGGACAGAGCAUGAGUGCUUGUACUGUGAAAGGACCUGGUGUGCACCAAGUGUUUGUCAUUUCGAGUUUUGUUUUCUUCGUUGUACCUAUGUCGGUUAUAUCGGUGUUGUACGCGUUGAUAGGGCUCAAGUUACGUACGUCUCGUAUUUUGCAUCCCGUUAAGAAGCUGUCAUUAGAUAGCAAUGAGAGGCCUGGCGCGCACACACCGUACAGAAACGGAAGCUCACAGAGGAGGGUCAUCAGAAUGCUCGUUGCUGUGGCGCUGUCGUUUUUCAUCUGUUGGGCUCCAUUUCACGUGCAGAGGCUUCUCGCGAUUUAUGGGAAGAGUUUGGAACAUCCGUCUGAUACAUUUUAUCUGGUGUACAUAGUGUUGACCUUUUUAUCUGGAGUCCUGUAUUUCCUUUCGACGGCUAUUAAUCCAUUUCUCUACAACAUAAUGUCGAACAAAUUCAGGAACGCUUUCAAGAUGACAUUAGCGGCUUGGUGUGGAAGGCGAGGUGGGCCUCGCAUGGGUCGGUCAUACAGUGCACUGCUGGCUUCGCAACGGCAGAGGGCUGCCAAUGGCUUGACAGAUCCAGUUCGAGGGCCUCGAAGACUUCGGCGACUGUCGACCGCUACUACGCACCUUUGCGAUGCGCCUCCUAGAGCGCAGUGCUACCAAAAUCGCGAUCUCUCCAUAGUGAACGAGUCACCCAGCGCUAGCAGCCACUGGAGCCGAGUUUGGCGUCUACGAAACGAGCCGUCCGACUCCAUCGGAUCUCCACGAAGUAUCUCCAACUCCAGUCUCCGAGAAGUAGACGACGAACUGACCGGAGAGGAGUUGGCCACUUAUAUGUAUCAUGUGAACUGUAAUAUAGAAGGACUUACCUGAGACACAAGUGUUUAAGUUUGGUGAAUAAUCCAGACGCUUGGAGAAAGGAUCGCGCGUACAGACGAUCGAGCUUUGGAGUAAAAGUUGUUGUCGUUUGUUGUAGUGUCGAUGUCCAGUUGCUGUAGAACGUAUUGAUAAACGUAUAAAGACUGUAAUUUGUUAACUGAUUCAGCUGUUGUGGGUUUCAUUAGGAUGAUAAUACGUAAGUUGUACAGAUUUAUGGUAUAGUACAUGAUUGCUUUAGAUGCUCCAUGUGAAAACUACUAUCGAUCACAAAAACCUCUGCUCUUUGCUAUAUGUUUAUGAGUAAAUAUAGUGCAAUAGAGGAGCUUAGAUAGGCACUAAGAUUUGUUAAAUUAGCUUUCGUCAGUCGAACUUUGUAAUGAAUUAAAAACUUACGAUUGUGCGGAAAAAUACCUGAUUGAAAAAAGGUUUUUUUUUCUUAAAUAAUAUUAAAAAAUUUAAAAUUUGUUAAGUAAAUAUGAAUUAAAAAUUUAUAAAUGCUAGAAUAAUAAUAUUUUAAACAAAUAAUUAUCGUAAUUCCUCAUUAGAUUUACGAGGAAAUGUUCAGAUAGUGUAAAUCUCAAAAAAACUAAGUAUUUGAUAAGCUACUCUUUAAAAUAACAGUCACGUUCAAGAAAUUAUUCAAAUUAGAAUUUACCAUUCAGAGCUUACGGAAGCCUUUUUAGGAAAGUAAGUAUCCAGUGUUUUACCGAAUCUAACGGUUCCCUUCUAACAGUACUAAAAAUUAAGACAGUUGACAGUAAUGAUUGUCCAAGGUAUAGGUAAAACACGUUUGAACAAACAACAUAUUUGUGUUAAUGAAAUGCAAUUACUGGUGGUAGGACCUCUUGUGAGUCCGCACGGGUAGGUACCACCGCCCCGCCUAUUUCUGCCGUGAAGCAGUAAUGCGUUUCGGUUUGAAGGGUGGGGCAGCCGUUGUAACUAUACUGAGACCUUAGAACUUAUAUGUCAAGGUGUGUGGCGCAUUUACGCUGUAGAUGUCUAUGGGCUCCAGUAACCACUUAACACCAGGUGGGCUGUGAGCUCGUCCACACAUCUAAGCAAUCAAAAAAAAAAAAAACUGUAUCACAAUCAAAAAUCAGCUGACGCGCGGAGUCAACGACCUUAUGCGACGAGGGGCUACUGUUAUCGCUAUAGAUUGCUGUUUCGCAAAAUACGCCAUCUUACAAGAACGAAUAAAUUGAUGCUUAGUUAUAGCAAUAUUUAUAGUGUUUUUUAUUUAUUCACGUUAAGGUAAAACAGUUUCACUUAUACCGUGUAUGACCUUUAAUUUUGAACAGUUGGCAAAUAUUAUACUCGUCAAAACCGUUUGUAAAUAGUUCUCGGUCAGUGAUAGUCAUACCUGAAAACAUAUUAUAAGACAUUGUGAGUAUUAAAAAUUGUUAAUUGGUGUGUGUUUUGAAAUAACGAUUUAGAUAGGUAUAAAAUUGUAAAAAAAAACAAGGGAAAAUUUUGUGAUCGCGUGAUUAUACGAUCCAAGUUUAUGAUUAUAUUAAAUUGAUGUCAGCCA